ACUGCCCCUCUUGCAAUCCACAACGACCAUGAUGCGAAAGCUAGGAGUUUGUAUUUUAUCAUCCUGCAUUAAAAUCCCAUACGUUUGUUCACGGACCACAAACACAAUUAUUUAGUUCUAUUUAGUUCUAUUUGUUUAGAUCUAUUUCUCUAUCAGUCAGACAUCUCCCCACCAGCUCGAAACCCAAUGGUUCAACUUUUCUUUCAAAGAAUUUCUACACUAUUCUCUUCAUAAUGCUGUUCCCUGAGAUUUUAUUUUAUUUUAUUUGUAAUUCACUAUUACAUUAAGAUUUCUAGUUAUGUUUAGGUUAUGAUGAUAAUCUCUCUGUCAUUUCUCAGCUCAGCGUUCACUUGAAGCUAACAGCCCUUGCUGCCAUUCGGGUGAGAGCCGUUUAGUUUAGUAAUGCCAGGCGGGGAUCUUCUUUAGCAUUCAUUGGAACUUUGAAACUGGAUAGCGUGUAAUUCAGCGGCUCAGUGCAAGUAAAGAAUCCGCUUCUAACAAAUACGAAAGCAUCCGCGAUUUCAUCACGGAAGGAUGUGAAUCUCAGCAGUUUAGACUGGAAGCGAGAACACCCGAUGCCUCCGGCAGCGGCAAACUCUGGGGUCCGGCCGGGCGACCCCUGAGGCGCAGCAGGACGCGCACAACACAGCCGAGGGCCGCCGCACCACCGCGGCCGUUUCCGGCUGCGCACACCUGCCCUUGUCAUUUCCGCCGGGCAGCCGGAGGAGGAAAGCCGGCGGAUACGAGCACAGCCGAAGGGCAAACCCCUCCCCGCCGCGGCUGCCGGUUAUUUUUAGUUCCGGCCGCGAGGCUCGAGCGACGCCGAUCCCUUCCGGUGGCUCAGGCGGGGAGAGGUCGCGCCGCGCCGCGCCGCCUCUGCCAGCCUCUCGCCCACCUUCGGGGCCUACCCGCGCCUCGGGUCUCCUCCGCGCCGAGCCGGGCGGGGGGGCGGCGCCUUCGCGCUCUCUGAGCCGCGCCGAGGGGAGGCGGCGGCGGAUCUGGGCUCGGCGGAGGCGGAAGGGGCGGGCGGACGCGGCCUGACUCUGCGGGACGUGCGAUACUGGUUAUCUUCCUGGGAAACAUCGCUGUUUGCAUAUAGAGAAUCUCUUGCUGAAUUACUGCAACUGAGUGUAGAAUGUUACUUUACUUGUGAUUCUGAUGGAGGAAUAACCAGAUCUCAGGCUGCUGCACUGGAAGACCUUACAGGAAAUAAAAAAUGUCAUCUAAUAGGAGUCAGAACCCACAUGGACUUAAACAAAUUGGUCUUGACCAGAUAUGGGAUGACCUAAGAGCUGGAAUUCAACAGGUUUACACCAGACAAAGCAUGGCAAAAUCCAGAUAUAUGGAACUCUACACUCAUGUUUAUAACUACUGUACUAGUGUACACCAGUCUAAUCAAGCACGAGGAGCUGGAGUACCUCCUUCUAAAUCGAAAAAAGGUCAGACACCUGGAGGUGCUCAGUUUGUGGGUUUGGAAUUGUACAAACGACUAAAAGAAUUCCUGAAGAACUACUUGACGAAUCUCCUUAAGGAUGGUGAGGAUUUGAUGGAUGAAAGUGUGUUGAAAUUCUACACUCAACAGUGGGAAGAUUAUAGGUUUUCAAGCAAAGUACUGAAUGGGAUAUGUGCCUACCUCAAUCGACACUGGGUUCGUCGUGAGUGUGAUGAAGGUCGUAAAGGAAUAUAUGAAAUUUAUUCGCUUGCCUUGGUGACCUGGAGAGACUGCUUAUUCAGGCCGUUAAAUAAGCAGGUAACAAAUGCUGUAUUGAAAUUGAUUGAAAAGGAAAGAAAUGGUGAAACUAUCAAUACAAGGCUGAUCAGUGGAGUCGUACAAUCUUACGUGGAACUGGGGCUGAAUGAAGAUGAUGCAUUUGCAAAAGGACCUACACUAACUGUCUAUAAAGAAUCAUUUGAAUCUCAGUUUCUUGCUGACACAGAGAGAUUUUAUACACGAGAAAGUACUGAAUUCUUACAACAGAACCCAGUCACAGAGUACAUGAAGAAGGCUGAGGCUCGCCUUCUUGAGGAGCAACGUAGGGUUCAAGUGUAUCUCCAUGAGAGCACACAAGAUGAAUUAGCACGAAAGUGUGAGCAAGUACUUAUUGAAAAACACCUGGAGAUAUUUCAUACAGAGUUUCAGAAUUUAUUGGAUGCUGAUAAAAAUGAAGACUUGGGGCGUAUGUAUAAUCUCGUAUCUCGAAUCCAGGAUGGCCUCGGAGAGCUGAAAAAGCUGUUGGAAACUCACAUUCAUAAUCAGGGUCUAGCUGCAAUUGAGAAAUGUGGCGAAGCAGCUCUAAAUGAUCCAAAAAUGUAUGUACAGACAGUGCUGGAUGUCCAUAAGAAAUACAAUGCUUUAGUCAUGUCAGCAUUCAACAAUGAUGCCGGUUUUGUGGCUGCACUAGACAAAGCUUGUGGUCGAUUUAUAAAUAAUAAUGCAGUGACAAAAAUGGCUCAAUCAUCCAGUAAAUCCCCAGAGCUACUGGCACGAUACUGCGAUUCUUUACUGAAGAAAAGCUCAAAGAAUCCAGAAGAAGCAGAAUUGGAAGAUACACUCAAUCAAGUGAUGGUUGUCUUCAAAUACAUUGAAGAUAAAGAUGUGUUUCAAAAAUUCUAUGCUAAAAUGCUUGCAAAAAGACUUGUACAUCAGAACAGUGCUAGUGAUGAUGCUGAGGCAAGCAUGAUCUCUAAACUUAAACAAGCUUGUGGUUUUGAAUAUACAUCCAAGUUGCAGCGGAUGUUCCAAGAUAUUGGUGUAAGCAAGGACUUGAAUGAGCAAUUUAAAAAGCACCUGACCAAUUCAGAACCACUGGAUUUGGAUUUCAGCAUACAGGUGCUGAGUUCUGGAUCAUGGCCAUUUCAGCAGUCUUGCACGUUUGCUCUGCCCUCUGAGUUAGAACGGAGCUAUCAGAGAUUUACUGCAUUUUAUGCCAGUCGUCAUAGUGGAAGAAAAUUAACGUGGUUGUAUCAGCUUUCCAAAGGGGAACUGGUCACCAACUGUUUCAAAAAUAGAUACACAUUACAGGCAUCCACAUUCCAGAUGGCAAUUUUACUGCAGUACAACACAGAAGAUGCCUACACCGUGCAGCAGUUGACAGACAGUACUCAAAUAAAAAUGGAUAUCUUGGCACAAGUUCUACAGAUACUGUUGAAAUCAAAAUUACUUGUUUUGGAAGAUGAAAAUGCAAAUGUUGAUGAGGUGGAGCUAAAACCGGAUACCUUAAUAAAGCUGUAUCUUGGUUAUAAAAACAAAAAGUUAAGGGUGAACAUCAAUGUGCCAAUGAAAACUGAACAGAAGCAGGAGCAAGAAACUACACAUAAAAAUAUAGAGGAAGAUAGGAAACUACUGAUUCAGGCUGCUAUUGUAAGAAUCAUGAAAAUGAGGAAGGUUCUAAAACACCAGCAACUACUUGGAGAAGUGUUAACACAGCUGUCCUCAAGGUUCAAGCCACGCGUUCCAGUAAUUAAGAAAUGCAUUGAUAUCUUGAUUGAGAAGGAGUACUUGGAACGUGUCGAUGGUGAGAAGGACACCUACAGUUACUUGGCUUAAUGUUUUUAUUAGCAAUUUUCUGACUGUGUGACACUCGGCAAAUAGGUAUGUGAUGGAAAGAAUGAAAGCAACGGAACUUCAUAGCAGCCACCCUGCUGCCAUUUGGACCUCCCUUUUUAAUAACUGAGACCAGGACUCCCCAUCAGCCAGUCUCAGAUUUACAUCAGAACUGCUCAGGAUUGAUACAUUUCAAGUAUGUAAAUAUGGACACCAAUGCCAUUUAACCUAAUUUAAGAACAGAGAGGAAUCAGACCCUUCUCAUUUAAGGGUUGCAUGCUACUGCAUUUAAAUCAAUACAUUGGCUAUAUGGUAAACAGCUGCCAUCACUGGCAGCACUUACAAAUGUUGGCAGCACUUUGAGAGCAAGUCUGAAUGGACCCAUGUGUAAUCUGCUAUGGAAAAACCAUUUGUAUAGUGUGUUUCAUUUUUUAAUGUGUGAUAAAUAAAAAAAAAAAGUUAAAAGAUUUCUGUACAAGUUGCAUUUGGUUUUAUUAAGUUUCAUGAUUUCUAAAUGUAAAUAAAAGGUAUAAUAAUGGUUAUG
Molecule: messenger RNA, 4088 nt
Organism: Phasianus colchicus (ring-necked pheasant)
Lineage: Eukaryota; Metazoa; Chordata; Aves; Galliformes; Phasianidae
Gene: CUL1
Product: cullin 1
Biological process (GO): ubiquitin-dependent protein catabolic process
Cellular component (GO): cullin-RING ubiquitin ligase complex
Molecular function (GO): ubiquitin protein ligase binding
Source: RefSeq, a predicted model, not a curated record